UGUAUGCUAACGUUUUGGCGCCCCCUUGAGGCGGCUAUGCCAGCGGCCGUGUUGUAGCCGUAGCCAGCGAUCAGACAACCUGCUGGGUAAACAACAGUGGAUCCAUCGGAAGGAAGGAAUGGGAACUUCGUCGAGGGCUAAUAGUUUUGUGAGAUGCAGCAGACAGAACCCUAGGAACUGAUGCAAGUACACUUUGUGUUUGCCCUUUGAGGACGGACCUGCCACCAUGAAGAGUGAGGUGCCGUCUGAGGCCCCCGGCAGACAGGAGCAUCUGAAGGAGCCACUGGUGAACCCAGAGCCUGUGGAGGCAGCCAAGAACUUCACUAACAACAUGGAGGUGAUCGGAAAGGCAGGAAGCGAAUACGAAACCCUGUGUGAGUCCAGGCAUCGGCCCCUGAGGGACACCGGAACACACAGAGACUCAGAGAGGAGCCUCCCUGGGCGUAGAAAAAGAAAGGGUCAGCAGGCAGGGCCAUCAGACUGCUCACUGAAGGAGGGCCACAUUAGUGAGAGUUCACUGGCUCCUCAGCGUCCCAGGGUAGAACUUUUGCAGCACCCCAGUGAGGACGACCAUAAUCAUGAGUCCUCUUUCAGUGACUGUGCAUCCUCCCCUUCCUCCAGCUUGCGGUUCGGAGACUCAGACACUCUCAGCUCCGAGGAUGAUGGGGAAGUUGGAGCAACAGGGGGCCAACAUAAGCCUCCUGCCCUGACAACAGGGGGACCCACUGGAGUUGGCCUGCGCCCUGUUUUGGGCCGAACUCGGGGGAAUCGCUCUCACAAAUGGGUGCGGUCUGAGACUGAGGCAGUGCUGCUGAAGCGGCCGUGUUUGAACAGUCGGCGGUCUCUGCAUAGGAAGCGCUUUUUGAAAACCGGUCCUGGAGGGGGUCAGCGGACUCAGAAGCAAAAGGAGCGACGGUUACUGCAGAGGAAAAAACGUGAAGUGAUUGCACGUAGGAAGUAUGCUUUACUCCACAGCACCAGUAGUUCCAGCGAGGAGCUGAGUGGUGACUCGUCCUCCCACUCUUCCACUGAGGCAGAGGACGAGCUGUACGUCGAUGUCAGCAGCACCAGCAGCCAGCCAAAUGCCACAGUAGCCACAGGUGGUCUGGAUGAGGAUGUGGUGGUGAUUGAGUCGACUCCAGCUCCGGCUCCCGCUGUCCCUGCCAGUGAGGAGAUCAACGUCACCUCAACGGACAGCGAGGUGGAGAUCGUCACAGUCGGAGAUGGUUUCAGGUCACGCUCAGUGGGACGUCUUGGCGGUCUUUGGGGUAAUGGCUGCUCCCAGAAUCGCCUCCAAGAGCCACGUGGACGCCACAGACUCUCCACCGUCAUCCAACCGCUGCGUCAGAAUGCCGGAGAGGUGGUGGACCUCACAGUGGAUGAAGAUGAUCUCUCAGUUGUGCCAACAACCUCUGGCAGCAUCCACCCUCAAACAGUCAGGUCUUCAUCGUCGUCAUCUUCCCAUCAUGCCUCUACCUCAGAGAUCAAUGAUGCCCCUGGCCCUUCCACUAGCUGCCCCGGCCCAAUACCUGAAAGUAUGCACACACAGAGGCUAAGUGGCUCCACUCGCACAGCCACAGAGGAUGACAGCAGGCCGAGUCUGUCUGGGGCAGCAGGAGAACACGCAGGCACGGCUUUGCCCAGGCUCCCAUCCUGCUGUCAGCAGCACUCCCCGUGCGGAGGCCCCUCGCCCGGUCACCUGCCCCUGAGCCACUCCCAUUCUAGCUGCCUGCAGGCGUCGUCUUCUCAGCAGACCGGCGCCUCUCAGCACGGCCACGGGCACGGCCACAACAACGGCCACCACUUCCUCCAUCACGUCCAUCACCCAGCACCGCAGCCCGUGGGCACCCUCCCCUUUCAGGAGCCAAGCUGCCCCGUGGAGCGACCCAGUGCUCUACCUGCAUCAUGCGCUGGAGUCAGCAGCAGCAGUAACAACAGUAGCAGCAGCAACACAGCCCACUACCAUGACCAGCAAACUCUGCCAGUGGACCUGAGUAACAGCAGUGUUCGAAGUGGUGGAAACGGUGGCGCCAGUUUCCAUGGCAGCACCUCGGCCUUUGACCCGUGCUGCCCAGGCUCCACCUCACGGCCUCCUGCUUAUGGUUCCCAGGCUACUCCUGGACCCAGCCAGCCCGCGGUGGUGGACUCCUUCGGCUCCUCCAUAGUGGCUCAGCCCCAGCCACAAACACAACCCCAGCCCUGCAGACAUUACAUGCACCCCCCCUAUGGCUCUCUAACACGCUCACUACACCAUCAGCCCUCCACUGCCUGCCCCCACUCCCAUGGGAACCCUCAGCUCGCACCGCAGCCCCCUCCACAAGGCGAUUAUGUCAUUCCCCACACUGUCACCUUUCAUCCACCACUGCCAUCUCACCCAUCAGGCCACGCUGUGCCCCCUGCCCCUCCCCCUCCCCUGUCGACCCACCACCUCUCCGGUUCAAGUGCCCCACUGGCCCCGCACCUGUCUGCAGACCACCAGACCCUGCCGCACCAUAUGCCAGCACUGGGGGCCUCUGUGCAGAGACUCCAUCAACACGAGAUGCUGCAGAGGAUGGAGGUCCAGAGGCGCCGGAUGAUGCAGCACCCGACACGAGCACAUGAGCGUCCACCUCCACACCCCCACAGAAUGCAUCCUAACUACGGACACGGUCACCACAUCCACGUGCCACAAACUAUGUCUUCCCACCCUCGGCAGCCUGAGCAGAGAACAGCAUGGGAGCUUGGCAUCGAGGCUGGAGUGACUAUGCCACCAUACCCUUCAGGGCACCUGCACUCCCACCUGCCCCACUACCACCCUCCCCCUAGACUGCACCACUUCCCCAUCCCCUUCAUGCACACUGGCAUAUCCGAAGUGACCUACCCGCACAUUCGCUACAUCUCAUCGAGAAUAACUGGCUUUGGAAGAACCUAUGAGGACCUGCUGCAUUUAGAGGAAAGACUGGGGACUGUGAACCGAGGAGCCUCUCAGGGAACCAUAGAGAGGUGCACUUACCCACACAAGUACAAGAAGAAGGUGUUGGAGAGAGACAUUGACCAACAGUUAACUCCUGAAGCUUGGGCAUCUAUUGGGAAAAAUAUGCACGCAACCCCUGAAUCGAGGAAGCUGCACGGUAAGCAAGAAGACGACGAGGGCGCCGACGAAGACACCGAAGAGAAAUGCACCAUCUGCCUGUCCAUACUGGAGGAAGGGGAGGAUGUCAGGCGCCUACCAUGUAUGCACCUCUUCCAUCAGCUCUGUGUGGAUCAGUGGCUCCUCACCAAUAAGAAGUGCCCCAUCUGCAGAGUGGACAUUGAGGCGCAGCUGUCUGCCGAGAGUUGAUGCUGUCUUUCUAACAACCCCUUUUGUUGAAAAUUUUAUUUUGAGGUCAUAUUAAUUUUCUCUUCAGUACCGCAGUCAACCAAAGAUGGCAUGAAUAACCUGUGCAGCUCUACUACAAGAAAAAGAAAAAGAAAACACAUCUGACAAAAAAGCAUUGAGCCUAGAGUGCCAGCUAUGACAUAUUACUACAACAGCUAGAAUUCUCCAUUAACGGUUUAAGAUUUUAUUGUAUUUAUAAAGCUUUUAUGUAGCUUUUGAUUGUUUCCUCAAGUGUCAUUUCUGUUUUGUUUCUCUGCAUGUUUCCUUGCAAUGCAUUUCUUUGCACAUAUAACGUGGGCUUGACACAGCCUUACAACUCGCAGGUGAGGAUAGCUGCUCUAGUAAAGGUGCAUUUCUGUAAACCUAAUGCCUUGCUUUACUAGAAUAGAACGUCAACCUCCAGUUCGAAUAAAAAACAUUGCAGGAUUCAUUUUACCAAUCAUUGUAUUGAUUAGUUUAUGUUUAGAAGAUGUGGAUUGUUAGUGAAAGAUGUUUUUUUAAGUAAAUCAAGACAUUCCUAACUAGGGAAAUAUGUUAACAGAUCAGCUGCUGUAUUAGUGCACACCCCAGUAUUUCUAGAGUGGAAAUAAACUCCAUUGUUCACCUCACUCCCAGAAUAUGCACAUGCUUUGCUAGUUACACCUCUUUCCAGCACCUUCAUUUGACUAAAACACCGUUAUCACCACCAUCUGAUGUAUUUCAGAGGGCAAGAAAAAGAAUGUCACAUCCCCCCUUGACUGUUCUUUCUAAACCGAGCGAUUGUUGGGGUCUGCUGUGAACCUUUUCUCCGUCUCCUCGGGGGAUCCUUCCCCGCAGACGGGCCUGCGUCAGUUAGCUUUCUGUGAGGUGAUCUCAGGUCUACACGUGUGCAAGGGGUUUCACAUGAGCCCGCAGCCUGGGAUCAUUCUGUCAGCUCGAUACUGGCAGUGGUGUGGACUUUCAUUUCCAUUGUGUGUUCAGAGGGAAAUACACAGCUCUACUUGGGAUUAAUAUUUACUGUUUGUUCUCGCACUUCGAACCGUUUCAUCCACCUUCCCUUUUGUCUCUCUCUCUUUAUCUGAGCGGCAGCGUCCAGUUUGGCUGCGGCGGAAAGAUAAACACUAAUACUGUUGACUAACUCACUCGCAUAGACUUGCACAAGAGAGAAAAAGGUAGGAGAAUAGCAGUGAAUAUGAAAAUGCGCUGAGGCCAUGUAUUUCCACUCUGCUGAAUAUGACAAAAAGAAAAAAAAAUAUUUUGAAUGGAGUGUUGAAAUGCAGUACUUAAAGCAGGUAUCCAUGCAUUCAUUGACUUAAAGGCACCAGGAUCAUAUUCUGUGGGAUUUAUAUUAGUUUUAAAAAAUAUUAAUAAACUUGGAUAACUCUUAA
Betta splendens (Siamese fighting fish) is the source of this 4725-nucleotide messenger RNA. It is a transcript of the gene rnf111, whose product is annotated as ring finger protein 111. Gene Ontology annotation, molecular function: ubiquitin protein ligase activity; SUMO polymer binding; SMAD binding. Lineage: Eukaryota; Metazoa; Chordata; Actinopteri; Anabantiformes; Osphronemidae. The coding region runs from base 227 to 3319 and encodes 1030 amino acids. The transcript has 15 exons. Gene Ontology annotation, biological process: positive regulation of transforming growth factor beta receptor signaling pathway; positive regulation of DNA-templated transcription; ubiquitin-dependent protein catabolic process. Gene Ontology annotation, cellular component: nucleus; cytoplasm. The record is from RefSeq and is a predicted model, not a curated record.